AUGCUCUCUGAUCCGACAUUGACGACGGCACUUUCAACCUUAAAAUUCCAAAUUCCAUGUAGUAUUAUUCUGCUGGCUCUGCUCCACGACUUUCUCAAAUAUGUUCGAGCGUAUAUACCAUCUGCAAUAACGAGGCCAUUUCAAAACUUCCUGACAUUGGACGACUUGAAAACCGAGGUUGCAGUCCCCGUCCUAGUUCCGCUAUGGAAGAAACGCGUACUGGCCUCACUCGCGUUCCUGGAGGCCGCAAUCUGGCUCGCUAGUUUCUCGGCUACAGUUCUGGUCCAAAAUGUGGAGGAAUCACGGGAAGAUCUGGUGUUGUUAUUGGCUUGGUGCUUUAUCUUCGUCCGGAAUGUCACCAAACCACUGUCGACGACGCCCUACGCAUCGCUCGCCCUGAGUUUCUCGUUCUUUCUUGCUGCGGGACUCACCCUGGCCUGGAGGAUAUGGGAUUCUGAAUUCGACUACCUCGCUGCGCUGCUGGAUCUCGUUCAUCUGGCAUUGUCGGGUGCUUUCACAUGGGUGGCGGGAACCCUACCACUGAAGUCUCACUUGCCCGGCACUCGGGUCGCAAAGCCAGGCGAUAGCCCAUCCACUAGCUUCACAUGUCCGGAAGACAAUGUCACCCUGUGGUCAUGGGCAACGUUUUCCUUCGCCCAGCCUAUUUUGAACUUGGCCAUGAAGAGGACCCUUAACGAGACCGAUGUAUGGUCUCUUUCGCCGUUCUUCAAACACAAAAAUAUAUUCGAGAAGUUCCUCGAAUACAGAACUGCCUACCCAAAACAUUCGCUUCUGCGUUUCUUGCUGACCUCAAAUUCGCUAGACCUGAUCCUCAGUAUAACUCUGGAGAUGUGGAGUGCGGUGAUCGGAUUCGUUCCCGCUUACGCCCUCCAGGAGAUUCUUGCUCUCCUCAGCGAGAAUGGGCCAGAAGCCAGGCUAAAAGCAUUCUACUGGGCUGUCGUUACAUUCCUCGCACACCUUACCUUUGCUCAAAAGGAUCUACUCAAGAGUUGGCAUACUCGCAGAUGCUAUGAGAGGACACGAGGGCAGCUAUUCUGCAACCUGCACUAUAAGGCACUGAAAAGGCAAGAUGUCAGCAAGCAAGGAAGCCACGAAGAUGACAAGCAGAGCAAUGCUGAUCUGGGAAAGAUCUUGAACUUGAUGCAAGGGGAUAGUUACGCUGUAGCUCAGCGCUUCUGGGACUUCUCUGGUCUGUUCGCAUCGCCUGUACGCCUCGUCAUCGCGUUGGUGUUCUUGUACAAUGUAUUGGGGUGGAGUGCGCUGUCUGGCGUGGUAGUAGUGAUGCUGGCCUAUGCUCUCAAUUAUCCGCUGCUCAAGUAUAGCUUGUCGAUUUCAAAGUCGUCUUGGAAGGCAAGCGAUGCACGAAUGAAUGUCGUCAAUGAACUGCUACAAAACAUCAGGUUCUUAAAGUUCUACGGCUGGGAGAACCACUGGUCUGCCAAGGCCGAGCAGGCCAGAGAAACAGAGCUCAUGUGGCGCGUCCGGUCCUACGUACUCAAUACCUUGAUAAUUUUCAUUUGGAUCUGGAUUCCUUCAGCCACAGCACUCGUCUCAUUCUUAUGCUAUACUCUGAUCGCGGGUCAGCCGCUAACAGUGUCCAAGGCCUUCACGUCCAUUGCGCUAUUCUCUCAGCUGCAAGGAGCCAUGAUGGCGGUGCCCAGCGAGAUCAUGGCCAUGCUCAAUGCCUACGUGUCCAUGCAGCGCAUCGAAACUUUCCUACAAGAGGGGGAGAUCCCUGAAUGGGCGUCUUCGUUGGUAACUCGUGAAAGCGCUUCUUCCACGUCAAGUAUCGGUAUCACAGAUGGUGUCUUUGAGUGGUAUACGUCUUCCAGCGACAAAGAUGGACCUGCUCGAUUUCAACUGGGGCCCAUCAAUGUUGAGUUUGCGGAAGGAAAGCUCACACUCAUUGUUGGACCCACUGGGUCAGGCAAGAGUGCAUUCCUAGCUGCUCUAUUAGGUGAAAUGCGUUGCAUAUCCGGACAGGUGCACAUCGAUAAGCGCGACCACAAAAUUGCCUAUUGCGGGCAAGCCCCAUGGCUCGAACACGCCACCAUCCGCGAUAACAUCAUAUUUGGGUCUACGUCUGGGUUUGAGGAGGAUCGGUACCGCGCUGUAUUAGAAGCCUGUGCUCUUACUAAGGACCUUGAGAUGUUUGAUGCUGGCGAUCUGACGGAGAUCGGCGAGAAAGGCAUAACACUUUCUGGUGGCCAGAAGGCUCGAGUUGCCCUUGCUCGAGCAGUAUACUCGCAAGCCAAGUAUAUACUCCUGGAUGACCCGCUGGCCGCAGUUGAUAUGCACACCGCUGAACACCUUCUCUCUACAUGCCUGACUGGACCACUCAUCACCGGCCGGACCGUCAUCCUAGUCACUCACCAUGUGAGAAUGUGCCUACCCGCAGCGUCUUACAUCGUCGAAUUAUCGAAGGGGACCAUCUCCCGAAAAGGUACCGUCGAUAAGUUCGCCGAACUAGGUGUACUCCAAGAAGUAGUGGAGUCUGAAGAUCAACCAUUUGUCGAAGAGGUUCCUUCGAAGGACAUUCCGAAUAACGAGGCCGACCAAACUCAAAAAAAGACAACGGCUCCGGCGAAGCGGUCGAACCCGAACUCUGGCAAGCUCGUGCAAGAGGAGGUUCGUGCGGAAGGUCGAGUUAAUCCCAGCACGUACUGGUUCUACAUACGUGCCGCAGGGAUUUAUUGCUGGAUCCUCACUAUUCUUCUCAUGGGUGUUCAGCGGGUCGUCGAAAUCGGUAAUCAAGUGUUCAUCGCAAAAUGGGGUGAAGCCUAUCAGGGUUCUCCGUCAAUCCUUCCUUCGAUGCCUGAUAUCUGGAACCCCCUGCCUCCUCCAGACGUUGAUGUAAAACCCUGGUUGAUCGUAUACGUCUUGAUCUCCUUUGCUGGAGCCUUCACGGUCCUACUCUCCAUCAGCUUAGGGUUUUAUACUAGUCUUCAAGCAGCGCGCUCGCUCUUCGUCAAACUGCUCCGCCGAUUGACACGAGCACCCGCCCGCUUUUUCGACACCACCCCCAUCGGAAGAAUCUUGAAUCGAUUUACGUCGGAUAUGCGGACUCUGGACGGGACGAUCCAAGUUUCUGUUUACAGCGCACUCUCCGGUGUGCUUACAUUCGCAUCGUCAUUUGUUACCAUUGUCGUGGUGGUUCCGAACUUUGCACCUGUGGCCAUCUUCGUUGCUUGGCUAUACAUUCGGAUCGCGCCACCAUAUAUCAAUGCCUCCAGAGAUUUGCGGCGUUUGGAAUCCGUAUCUUUGUCGCCUGCAUUUGCAGGCUUUGACGAGCUUCUCCACGGCUUGGUACAUGUCCGCGCCUUUGGGAUGGAGAGCCGGUAUCAGGAAGGCUUCUACAGAAAGGUUGACAGGUUCCAAGCAUUUGAUCACGUCUAUUGGCUAGUGAAUAGCUGGCUUCGUUGGAGAUACGACUGCCUAGGAUCAAUUGUUGUCUUCGCCACAACUCUGUUCGCCCUCUGGCGAUCUGUUAGUGACGGGUCUGCGGCCAUUGUCAUAGUCCAGGCAGGAAUUUUCGCCGAAGCGUCAAGGCAGUUGGUCAGGGUUGCAGCGCAAGUAGAACUGGACUUCAACUCCGUGGAGAGGAUAGUCGAAUAUCUGGAAGUUCCGCAAGAAGCGCCAGCGAUUAAUGAGAAGAGUCGGCCGCCUGCUUACUGGCCAUCCAGUGAUGGCGGCAUCGUUGUCGAGGAUUUGGUAGUGAAGUACGCUAAAUUUCUCCCAGAUGUCCUACGGAACAUCUCGUUCUCUAUCAAACCUCGGGAGAAGAUUGGUAUUGUUGGAAGAACGGGUUCAGGGAAAUCUACCUUGGCACUUUCCCUCCUGCGUAUGGUCGAGCCAUCCGGCGGCAAAAUAAUAAUUGACGGUAUAGAUAUAUCAUCUAUCGGUUUAGAAGACCUCAGAACACGCGUGACGAUCGUCAGUCAAGACGUCUCCCUCUUCACUGGCACCCUUCGCAGCAAUUUGGACCCUUUGAAUGAGCACACUGAUCAAGAAUGCUGGGAUGUCUUGGAAAGAUGCCACCUCAAAUCAAUUAUGAAACCGGUGAACGGGGAACUUUCGCUUGAGCUGCCGAUUGGCCAGGAAGGGACGCUGAGCGCUGGUGAACGUCAGCUUGUUGCAUUGGCUCGGGCGGUACUGCGGCGGACGAACAUUGUAAUCCUGGACGAGGCCACUUCGCAGAUAGACAAUAAACUUGACGAUCAAAUACAGACCACUAUACGAGAGGAACUCGCAUCGGCAUUGGUCAUCACCAUCGCUCACAGGCUGAUGACAAUCAUAGACUAUGAUCGUAUCCUCGUCCUGGAUAACGGCGAAAUCCUAGAGUUCGCACCUCCUCGCGAGUUGCUUGCGAACCCGGGAAGCGCGUUUAGGGAGAUGUGCAAAAGGAGUGCAGACUGGCCGAUCUUACAAGCUGGUCUGAACGGGGAGUCUUCGUGA
This is a messenger RNA of Pleurotus ostreatus (oyster mushroom), 4476 nucleotides long. RefSeq lists its product as uncharacterized. Bases 1 to 4476 code for a protein of 1491 amino acids. The record is from RefSeq and is a predicted model, not a curated record. Gene Ontology annotation, cellular component: membrane; fungal-type vacuole. NCBI's taxonomy places the organism in Eukaryota, Fungi, Basidiomycota, Agaricomycetes, Agaricales, Pleurotaceae. Gene Ontology annotation, biological process: transmembrane transport. The transcript is spliced from 25 exons. Gene Ontology annotation, molecular function: ATP hydrolysis activity; ATP binding; ABC-type peptide transporter activity.